CACUCUCUCUCUCUCUCUCUCUCUCUCUCUAUCCUUUUCUCUGCUGUGCGCCUUGUGUUGGUUUGUAGGGAUUCCCAUUCCCACCUAUUUUCCCAAACACAAAGCACUCAAAAGAGAGAGAGGUAGAUAGUAAAGAGAAAACCAAAGACCCCCAACAAAGACAAAAGAGAAACCCAAAUACCAAAAACACACAAAAAGCAAAAGCGACACACAGAGAUAGCUUCCGCUGAAAAUGCUCACCGGAUUUCAUUUUCCGGCGAGUUCCUCUCCUCCGAGACAAACCUAAUGCUGCCGGACUGACCCAAGAGCGAGACCAGAGAGUUCAAAGCUGUGUGCUGUGCCUGUGAGCUCUGUGACAGUUUGUGCUGUGGGCUGGGGUGUGUAUAUAUGUGAGACGAAAAUGCGUGAAGCACUGCUAUGUGAAUCGCCGAGCGACGUCGUUUCCCACACGAAGAAGAAGAAGUCGGGGGAGGAGGACCACAAGGGGGACAGAGAAACACCACAGCUGGUGCUGGCGCCGGCGGCAGUUGCUGGAAUCGGGCGCAGCCGAUCCCAGGCCACGACGCGCCGAGUGACGCCGACGACUACGACGACGAUAACGACCGUCGCGGCCUUUCCCGCGACGACGUCGUCCAGCAUCGAGAGGCAUCUGCCGAACGGAGAUCUCUACAUCGGGAGCUUCUCCGGGUCGGUCCCAAACGGAUCGGGCAAGUACCUCUGGACCGACGGGUGCAUGUAUGAAGGCGAGUGGCGGCGAGGGAAGGCCUCCGGCAAAGGCAAGUUCUCGUGGCCGUCGGGCGCGACGUACGAGGGCGAGUUCAAGUCGGGUCGGAUGGAGGGGUCCGGGACCUUCAUCGGAUCCGACGGCGACACGUAUCGGGGUUCCUGGUCGUCGGAUCGGAAGCACGGGUUCGGGCAGAAACGGUACGCGAAUGGCGACUUCUACGAGGGCUCUUGGAAACGAAACGUCCAAGACGGGCAAGGACGGUACGUUUGGGGAAACGGGAAUGAGUAUGUAGGGGAGUGGCGAAACGGCGUCAUUUCGGGUCGCGGGGUGUUGAUUUGGGCAAACGGGAACAAAUACGACGGGCAAUGGGAAAACGGCGUUCCGAAAGGUAACGGAAUCUUCACUUGGCCGGACGGGAGCUGCUAUGUGGGUACGUGGAACAAGGACCUGAAGGUUCAUCAGCUCAACGGUACUUUUUAUCCUGCUAAUGGCGGGAAGGAGCAGAGCUUGACCGACAUUGGGGCUUUUGGGGCUGAGAAUCUGACGAUUACGAUGCGAAAACGCUCCGUUUCGUCGGUGGAUGGGGCUAGAGGGAGCUUGGCGGAGAGGACUUUUCCCAGGAUUUGUAUCUGGGAGUCUGAUGGGGAAGCUGGGGAUAUUACUUGUGAUAUUAUCGAUAAUGUGGAGGCUUCGAUGUUCUACAGAAACGGCACAGGUUUCGAUCGAGAUGGGUUUGGCAAGUUCCGGCGAAGUCCCUGUUGUUUUUCUGGCGAGCCCAAGAAGCCUGGCCAGACCAUAUCAAAAGGGCAUAAGAACUACGAUUUGAUGCUCAAUCUUCAACUGGGUAUUAGAUACUCUAUUGGGAAGCAUGCUUCGAUAGUGAGGGAUCUUAAGCCCAGUGAUUUCGAUCCCAAAGAGAAGUUCUGGACCAGGUUUCCACCGGAAGGAUCGAACAAAACGCCGCCCCAUCAGUCGUUUGAGUUUCGGUGGAAGGACUAUUGUCCUAUGGUGUUCAGACAUUUGAGGGAGCUAUUCCAAGUAGAUCCUGCAGAUUAUAUGCUGGCUAUUUGUGGAAAUGAUGCCCUUAGGGAGCUUUCUUCUCCAGGGAAGAGCGGAAGUUUCUUUUACCUGACUCAGGAUGAUAGAUUUAUGAUAAAGACAGUCAAGAAAUCGGAAGUCAAGGUUAGUUGCCCACCUCGCUUUGCCAAUUUUUUUGUUCCGGUGCAUUGUGUCAAACCUGUUGGCGGCCAGAAGACGAGGUUUAUCGUGAUGGGCAAUUUGUUCUGCUCGGAUUACAGAAUACAUAGACGAUUUGACCUAAAAGGAUCAUCCCAUGGUCGAACAACUGAUAAGCCUGAGGGGGAAAUCGAUGAAAUCACAACUCUCAAGGACUUGGAUCUUAAUUUUGUGUUUCGCCUCCAAGGAAAAUGGUUCCAAGACCUUAUGAAGCAAAUUGAUCUAGAUUGUCAAUUUCUGGAAGCAGAGAGAAUAAUGGAUUAUAGUCUUUUGGUUGGUGUUCAUUUUUAUGAUGGCAGCAAUACAUAUGACAAAAUGGGGCUGUCACCAUUUAUUUUGCGAUCUGGCCAAAAGGAUUCAUAUCAGAAUGAAAAGUUUAUGCGUGGGUGUCGAUUUCUUGAAGCGGAGUUACAAGAGAUGGAUCGAGUUUUGUCUGGCCGGAAACCAUUGAUCUGUUUAGGAGCCAAUAUGCCUGCUAGGGCAGAGCGGAUGACUCGAAAGAGUGACUUUGAUCAGUACACCCCUGGUGGGUUCAGUCAUUUGACCCCUUCACGAAGUGGUGAAAUCUACGACGUAGUCCUCUAUUUUGGGAUAAUCGACAUUUUACAAGACUACGAUAUCAGCAAGAAGUUAGAGCACGCAUAUAAAUCCUUGCAAGCUGACCCAAGUUCGAUCUCAGCUGUUGAUCCAAAGCUUUACUCGAAGAGGUUCAGGGAUUUCAUUGGAAGAAUUUUCAUAGAAGAUAGGUAGUCUUCAAAAGAGAAAUUUCUGAGUGGAAACCGGUACUGUUGGAUUAAGAAGAUUCAACAUUUGAUCCUCUUCUGAGGGAGGGCUCACGCAGCUCCAAUGGGGGUAUGGAGCAAAAAGACUUGGGGUAAAUUCAGAGAUGGCACGACCGCAACUGUGGCGGAACGACAGAAGCUCUGUGGUUUGUUGUCAGGUGCCUGCCCUAUGGCUGAAUUUUGAAAACACAGCCAAAGGUGUUUUGGUGUUGGGGGUGGUUUGGGUGCUUGUACAUUCAAGGGAGAGGGAGGUUUGGGUUCUGAUGUCUUUCUUCCUUAUUCUUUCCUUUUUUUUCCCUUUAGGUGAAAUUUUUGUGGUAAUCAAGGAAUGUGAAGAUUUGAAAGAUAGGUCUAGGGAACAGAGUUAAAAUGUUUCCCAGAGAGAAGAUUCAAAAAAAAAAAAAAAGGGGGAGGGGACUUGGAAUAACAAAAAGUGUACAGGGUUUAUAGAGAAAAAAAAAAGGAUGGAUCAUAGCUUAUGCAAUUGAAUGAAUUUUUAUUGUGAUAUUUUGAAAAUGUUUGAAUCAUCUAUGCCACAAUAGGCCCCACAGGAAUCUCAAUCUCAAUCUCUCUCUCUCUCUCUCUCUCUCUCUCUCUCUCUCUCUGAGAGAUGUAUAAAAAAUGGGGUUGCAAUGUGGAGUAGAAAUGGGGUCACUGCUUUGCUUUUUCAGUGAAAGGGAGAGCAUUGGGCAGGAGGUAUUAAGAAUGCAUGAAAAGCAGAGAAAGCAAGAGAAAGAUGCGCUGGCUCUUCUUGUUUU
Molecule: messenger RNA, 3503 nt
Organism: Prunus dulcis (almond)
Lineage: Eukaryota; Viridiplantae; Streptophyta; Magnoliopsida; Rosales; Rosaceae
Product: phosphatidylinositol 4-phosphate 5-kinase 1
Exons: 8
Coding region: 401-2713 (770 amino acids)
Biological process (GO): phosphatidylinositol metabolic process
Molecular function (GO): 1-phosphatidylinositol-4-phosphate 5-kinase activity; ATP binding
Source: RefSeq, a predicted model, not a curated record